CACUUCCUUCAUGACCUCAUUUGUCAGAAAACUAUUAUUCACAUAAGACAGAUGCUUCACAACAUUUUCUCACCAUGAAGAAGAAAACCUUUGUGUGCGAUGAAUCAAUGGUUAUUACUAUACCCAUUGGAAAUCUCAGAAAUGCUAGAGAUGGACAGCUUAUGCCGGAGAAGUUCUACUGUGUUUUCAAAGAUUCCUACAAGGUCUUUGCCAGAAAAGGAAAACCUAAACCUCUUGGAGCAGCUCAAGCCAUCACAGGUGUUUUUCUUCUGACUUUGGGUUUGGCUUUCAGCAAAGAUUCGGAGACUCUGAUCUUCACCAUACCAAGUGUUGUGUUUGUCGUUUGUGGCAUGCUCACAUGCGCUGCAGGACAGUUUCCAAACAUGCUGGUGUCAAAGUUGUCAUUCUUCCUAAACAUUGUGAGCUUCCUCUGGUCCAUUGUGGCUUGUUCUUUGUGCUUUAUUUGGUUUCUCUCAUCUCACAUCAGGCGAUCAAAGUUGCAAAAUGGAGUGAAUGGUCUGAUAAUGGGUCUUCUCGUUGUGGAAGAUGUGAUGGCCAUUUUCCUGAUGUAUUGGUUAAGCAAAGCCGUGUGCCGGGACACCUUCAACAGUCUGCCGACAGUACUGCUCAAGCAAGGAGACUAAAAAAAAAAAAAAAAACACAAAAAAUGUCCAUUGUUUUGUCAGUUUAAUCCAACUGUAUUAGAGGGCUACACUUAGAAUAGAUAAGCUGUCAUGUAAAUCAGCAAGUUAGUUUCAUUUAUGUGAUUGUCCAUUGUUCAUGAGAUGACUGACAAUAUCCAGUUCCUAUUUCUAUUGCUCUUUUGUAUAAAAUUAAAAAUAAAUAGGCUACAGCGCA
Messenger RNA from Boleophthalmus pectinirostris (great blue-spotted mudskipper), 858 nucleotides. RefSeq lists its product as uncharacterized. Lineage: Eukaryota; Metazoa; Chordata; Actinopteri; Gobiiformes; Gobiidae. Bases 75 to 644 code for a protein of 189 amino acids. The record is from RefSeq and is a predicted model, not a curated record. The transcript has 6 exons.